AUGGUAGGCACACGCAGGGCGCCAGGUCCUCUUUGCCCCGCCUCGACACCGCCAGAAGAUGGCAUUGUCUGCGGGCGAUGCUGUCUUACACAGAUGUUUACGACGUGCUUACCUUCAAAUCAAUCUGUUCAUAUCUAUCUAUCUAUCUAUUCAUAUCUAUCUAUCUAUAGUCUAUCCCAGUCUGUUCAUAUCUAUUUAUCUAUCUAUCUCAGUCUGUUCAUAUCUAUCUAUCUAUCUAUCUAUCUCAGUCUAUUCAUAUCUAUCUCUGUUCAUAUCUAUCUAUCUCAGUUUAUUCAUACCUAUCUAUCUCAGUCUUUUCAUAUCUAUCUAUCUAUCUAUCUAUCUAUCUAUCUAUCUAUCUAUCUAUCUAACUCAGUCCGUUCAUAUCUAUCUAUCUAUCUAUCUAUCUAUCUAUCUAUCUAUUUAACUAACUCAGUCUGUUCAUAUCUAUCUAUCUGUCUAUCUAUCUAUCUAUCUAUCUAUCUAUCUAUUGAACUAACUCAGUCUUUCUCUGUCUCUCCCUCUCUCUCUCUUUCUCUCUCUCUAAGCGUAUUCAAAUCUGUUUAUCUCAGUACUGUCUCUAAACGAUGUCGGCAAAAAAAAGAUGUGGUUGGGAUCAACUGUCAAUAUUUUGCUGUUACUUCAUUAGCCAAUUCCACAGACAUAGUCACUUACUCUCUCUCUCUCACUCUCAAUCUCUCUCUCUCACUCUCUCUCUCAUUCUCUCUCUCUCACACUCUCUCUCUCUCUCUCUCACUCUCUCUCUCUCUGUUCCUUAUCCUGUCUCUUCCUCUUUUCUCUUUCUCUCUCAUUUCCCUCUUUGUUUGUUUGUUUCUUUCUUUCUUUUUUUCUUUCUUCAUCUCUCUAUCUCUCUUUCUCCCUCUUGCUUUUCCAUUCUUUUCCCCCCCUUUCUCCAUCCCGCACACUACUCCCUUUUUACUUUCUCCCUAUCUAUCUCUUCUUCACACUUUCUUUUUUAGGAAAAGAUUCUCCUCUUCUCUCUCUCCAUCUCUCUCUCUCUCUCUCUUUCUCUUUGUGCUCCUUCCUUAUUCUUUCUCCCACAUUUCUCUCUCUCCCAUUUUUCUUUCUUUCUUUCUUUCUUUUCUUUCUUUCUUUCUUUCUUUCUUUCUUUCUUUCUCACCCAGCAUUUGUUCUUGUUUUUUCUUUCUUUCUUUCUCACCCAGCAUUUUUCUUUUUCUUUCUUUCUUUCUUUCUUUCUUUCUUUCUUUCUUUUUUCUUUCUUUCUUUCUUUCUUUCUUUCUUUCUUUCUUUCCCACCCCGCAUUUGUUCUUCUUUCUUUCUUUCUUUCUUUCUUUCUUUCUUUCUUUCUUUCUUUCUUUCUUUCUUUCCCACCCAGCAUUUGUUCUUUCUUUCUUUCUUUCUUUCUUUCUUUCCGUUUAA
This is a messenger RNA of Acanthosepion pharaonis, 1401 nucleotides long. The record is from the annotation of a GenBank genome assembly. Lineage: Eukaryota; Metazoa; Mollusca; Cephalopoda; Sepiida; Sepiidae.